GUACAGAGCUGCCAUGUGGACGAACUACGCAAGCGGUCUUCGACGGUCUGGCCAGCACGAAGCAGAACGUAUAACCACAGUGGUAAAAUGAGGCAUCGCGCUGCCGCUCUCGUAAGUUCGGCACUCAGCUAUUCCACAGCGUCUUCUCAUAUUUCACACCGUCUGCAAUUGUAGCCCUCCUCAGCCGUCGCUAUGUCUUCAGAAACACUUGAGAUCAGCGGGAAGCAGAUCUCCUUGCCUACCGGCCUCUUCAUAGGUGGUGAGUUCCGCAAAGCACAAGCUGGCAAGACUUUCCCGGUAGAGAACCCAGCCACAGGCAAGGAGAUCAUCCAAGUCCAAGAAGGCCUUCCGGAAGAUGUUGACGAGGCCGUCCGAGUCGCUCGCAAGCUCUUCAGCUCGAAAGAGUUCCAAGAAUACGGUGCUACCAACCGGGCGAAAUGCCUUCACAAACUUGCGGAUCUGAUGGAGGAACACUUUGACGAGCUUGUCGCCAUUGAAAUGAUCGAUACCGGCAAGACCCAGCUUCAAGCCAGCACACUUGACGUGCCAGCCAGCAUCGGCACACUGAGGUAUUACGCUGGCUGGGCGGAUAAGAUCCUAGGUCAGAGCUCCUUCGAUAUCCCCAAGGUCUUCGGCUACACGAAGCGAGAGCCCGUCGGCGUCUGCGGCCAGAUUAUCCCGUGGAACUUCCCCCUACUCAUGUUCACCUGGAAGAUCGCUCCUGCAUUCGCAACCGGCAAUACCGUUGUCAUCAAGUCCGCCGAGACCACGCCGCUUAACGCACUUAAGAUGUGCGAGCUCAUCCAAAAGGCCGGUUUCCCCAAGGGCUCCAUCAACCUCGUUAGCGGUUACGGCAAGACAGCCGGCGCAGCGAUCGCGCAACACAUGGACAUUGACAAAGUCGCCUUCACUGGGUCGACGGCAACCGGCCGUGCCAUCCUCCGCGCAGCCGCAAACUCCAAUCUUAAGAAAGUCACGCUUGAGCUCGGCGGCAAGAGCCCCAAUAUAGUCUUCCCGGACGCAGAUAUCGAACAAGCUGUUGACUGGUCUGUCUGGGGCAUACACAUGAACUUCGGCCAAACCUGCCAUGCCGGUACCCGUAUUUACGUGCACGAGGAUGUAUACGACAAGUUUUUGGACGCUUACACGGCCAAGAUGAAGGCCAUCACCGUAGGUGACAACUUUGGCAAGGAGACUGAUCAAGGGCCACAAAAUAGCAAAGUGCAGUAUGAAAGGAUCAUGGGCUAUAUUGAGAAGGGUAAGGAGGAGGGCGCCAAGUUGCACCUGGGCGGCAACAAGGUGGAGACGCAGGGUGGUGGGUACUUCAUCGAGCCAACCAUCUUCACGGACGUGAAACCGCACAUGAAGAUCAUGCGCGAAGAGAUAUUCGGUCCCGUCGUCGCUGUGGCUAAGUUCACAUCUGAGGAAGAAGUGCUUGAGCUCGCCAAUGAUACCAGUUAUGGUCUCGCAGCCGGCAUCUUCACCAAAGACUACGAGCGAGCCGUUCGCGUGACCAGCGCUCUGAAAGCCGGCACCACAUGGGUCAAUCUAUUCAACUUUGUACAUUGGUCUCUACCAUUUGGAGGUUACAAAGAGUCUGGGAUCGGACGAGAGUGUGGUGAUGCCGCGCUGGAGAACUACACAGAGGUGAAGACUGUGUAUUGGAAUAUGGGCAUGGUAGGUUUACAAGCCUUGGCCGCCUUCGUACGCCGCGAGAACGUGCUAAUGUGUAGUACAGAGCGCGCCGCCGACUGGCCCGAAGCAAGCAGGAGCUGUAUAGCGCUCGAAUCUGGUAGGUCGAGCGCAGUCAGUCACGUACGGAUUGAUCGGCUAUUUGCGGGUGCUUGCGCUUCAGACAUUCAUCAGCUGCUAAGCUUCAUAACGUUUGUUACUUGCGUGCCGUGAGUAUGUUAGUAGCGACGGUCCCGAUCUCGGUCUCCCAAGAAGUACAUCUUGUAGUCGAAGCAUGUUCCACUUGGCUUGUACCUGCUUCGGCCGCACUGGAAGCUUCGAGAUGGAGGCGAGAUUACCUGGCGGGUGACUGGUGUCCGGGUCAGCUAUGUUCGACAUGGCAGAAAAGGCAGCGUAAAACAUACAUA
Baudoinia panamericana UAMH 10762 is the source of this 2099-nucleotide messenger RNA. RefSeq lists its product as uncharacterized. Bases 193 to 1905 code for a protein of 570 amino acids. Lineage: Eukaryota; Fungi; Ascomycota; Dothideomycetes; Mycosphaerellales; Teratosphaeriaceae. The transcript has 2 exons. The record is from RefSeq and is a predicted model, not a curated record. Gene Ontology annotation, molecular function: aldehyde dehydrogenase (NAD+) activity.